Messenger RNA from Monodelphis domestica (gray short-tailed opossum), 5124 nucleotides. RefSeq names its product RAB8B, member RAS oncogene family (gene RAB8B). NCBI's taxonomy places the organism in Eukaryota, Metazoa, Chordata, Mammalia, Didelphimorphia, Didelphidae. Gene Ontology annotation, molecular function: GTP binding; GTPase activity. The record is from RefSeq and is a predicted model, not a curated record.
CCUCGAGGCCACACCCCCGCCCUCCGCCCCCCAUCCCCUCCGCUCCCUCCUCGGUUCAGAGGGACAGAGCGAGAAGAUGGCGAAGACGUACGAUUAUCUCUUCAAGCUGUUGCUGAUCGGAGACUCGGGGGUAGGCAAGACCUGCCUCCUGUUUCGCUUCUCCGAGGACGCUUUCAACACCACCUUCAUCUCCACCAUCGGAAUUGACUUCAAAAUAAGAACAAUAGAACUUGAUGGAAAGAAAAUCAAACUGCAGAUCUGGGACACAGCUGGCCAGGAAAGAUUUCGAACAAUCACAACAGCAUAUUACAGAGGAGCCAUGGGAAUUAUGCUGGUAUAUGACAUCACUAAUGAAAAAUCUUUUGACAAUAUUAAAAACUGGAUAAGAAACAUUGAAGAGCAUGCCUCUUCAGAUGUUGAAAGAAUGAUCCUGGGUAACAAAAGUGAUAUGAAUGACAAAAGACAAGUAUCAAAAGAAAGAGGAGAGAAGUUAGCAAUUGAUUAUGGAAUUAAAUUCCUCGAGACAAGUGCAAAAUCCAGUAUAAAUGUAGAAGAGGCAUUUUUUACACUUGCACGAGAUAUAAUGACAAAACUCAACAGAAAAAUGAAUGACAGCAAUUCACCAGGGGCAGGAGGACCAGUGAAAAUAACAGAAAAUAGAUCAAAGAAGACCAGUUUCUUUCGCUGUACACUCCUUUGAUAAACUCUCAAUAAUGGACUGCAGCACACCUAGAAGAACCUUUCCUGCUUUUCUGAAAGCACAGGGUCACAUAGCCCCAGAGAUAUAAUACCACCAAGCUGCCACUGAGAGCUCCAUGGAACUCAGACUUCUUUAAACAAAAUAUAACGUGGAUUCUGGCCAUGUUGCCUUUCAGCAGGUUAGGCUCCUUCCUCAAACAUGGAAGCAGUGAAGUGGAGACACAUGCAGGAGUUAACUUUUUGUUUGUUUUCUUGCCUGUUGCAAAAGCUGCUAUCUUUCUUUUAACUUUGCACAUCAGUGUUAGUCCUUGCCCUGUUACAGCACAAUCGUCCCCUUGUAUUUGCACAGUUUUGUCUUGUGAAGUUCUUAACAGAUUUGUGCAUUUUCAGGGAAGUUUAUGCAAAUUCAGAGGCUUCUUCUGGUUCACUGGGACAAAUAUAAUUUGUAAUAUGUGCAUUAAGAGUUUUGGUCUUAUGUAAAUUUCUUAAAAAGAAAGGGCAAAUGCUAAUUUUUUUAAAUUCAAGAAAAUGCACCAGUCUGUUUAUAAAGAGGUUACAAUUUCUUCCUUUGGAAUAUAGGGUUUUGCUUUAUUCUUAUCUGUUAGACCUUAGUGGUAUAGAAAGUAGCUAAGACUUUAAUUUCUAAAUUUAUUUUCUUCUUAGUUUGUAAAAACUGCUCUAAAUCAUUUUUACAUGACUCUUCUAAAGUUAUUUGAAGCAGUGUGGCAUAUAAUGAAUGGAAAUUUAGCCUCAGAGUUAGGAAGACCUAAGCUCAAGUCCUGCCUGACUCACAUAGAAACUGUGCUACCACAUGUGAUCCACCUUACUUCUUUAGUCAGUGCCCCAGGCAACUUUCUCUGUCCUGAGUUAUAGACUAGUGGCUAAUCCUUAUUAGUGGAGGGAGUUUCUCAUUGCUCUCUACAAUAAUGAUCACACCUGACUCUACCCCAGUCCACUUUCUUCCUUUCCCCAGUUUUUUCCUUGGUCUUCUCCCCCCUUCACACUUGUCUUAGUUCUUCACUUUUUGUUCAAUACUCUUUAACUUCCAAAUGUGACAUUUUUAUUUUAUUGAGACUUUGAAAUUUUUUAUAUAUUCAAUGGUGUGGCUGGAAAUGUGUUUUUAGUGGCUUAGGGUAGCUCCUCCAUAAGACAAGACUCAAAAGGGUUUUGUUUUUUUUUUUUAUUUCUAGCCCCUUUGCUUCUUGGUAUCUCCUUGAUACCAACAAUAUAUAUACCCAUACAUAUAUAUCAUAAUCUCUGACCAGGGUUAACAGGAGUUAGUUUUUAAGCUUACCUGUAUAAAGAAAGCAAAUUGAGCAGAUAGUAUAAAUUUUAGGUGGUUGGAUUUUUAAAAACAUAUAUACAUAACUAGACUUAGUAAAGCCUCUAGUAAAUUAAUGCCCUUUCAAUAAAACAUGAACGAUGUUUUUAGUUUCAAAACAGCUAUUAAAUUUGUAAAAAUUGGUUCCAUCCAUUUCAAGUUUUAAGUUACAGAAUAUAAAGAUUAAUUGGUGUUAUUUAGGACAAAGCCAGCCAGAAGCUUACUGGCCUUCUUCAGUGAACACUGAUCCCUGGUAUACUCUGAAGAUUUUUUUUUAAAGAAAAAAAAAAUUCUUGGAGUAGAUUUAUGAGAAAUUGUAUUUAGUAGUUAUUGAAGUGCCAAAUUCAGGCCAGCAAAACCCUUCCAUUGUAUUUGGUAUGAGUGUCAGAAGAUAGAAAGAAAUGCUAAAAGAAUGAAAAGGUGAAAUGUAGCCUUGUUAGUAAAUUUAUUUCUUUGUAUGCUUGUUCUGCUUUACUUCAGUCACGAUCAUAAUUGAUAGGUAAAAGGAGAAAAUGAAUUGACUAUCACUACACGGAACUUUGUUUCAAAUAAUAUUUGUCAUUAGGAUGCUUUGACCAAUUUACCUGUCUCCAUGUUUCAAAACAUAUAUAGUUCAUUGGUAGCAAAUAUGCAAAAAGCUGUUUCUGAUUGGUGUUAAGAUCUUACUACUAAAAAUCCUUAACCUUUAUAAUUACCUUUAUAGGUUUGAUGGUUGAGGUGUUUAUAGAUGAAACAAUGCUCCCUGUUGCUAUUUCCUAUGUAAUAAAGUUUCCUUAUACCUUGACUAUAAAUCACUAUCUGUUAUUCAGAUGGUUUUUUAAAAGAAAAAGAUCAUGUUCAAAAACAUCCCUAAUCAUUUUAUGUAUAUUUACUAUUUUCGAGAAAAGGUCAAGCAGUUAAGUUUUCUGUAAGGUAGUAAAGUGCUUUCUAUAAAGGCAAGUGUUAUGGCACCAUUUAUGAAUGUAAUUAUUUCAGUAAUUUACCUCUGACUAUUUGGUGUCUUAAUACUGAUUUUUAUCUCAGGGGUUGUCUGCAAACCAAAACUGACAUAUUCUGUGGUUAGCAAUGUUGUUGGUUUGUUUUUAAUAGAAUGCUUUGCCUUUGUUCCAUUCUCUCUCUGGUUUUGUCCUGUAUUUGUUAAUAAUGCCUAGUCUCCAUGAAUUUCCUUCUGAAAGAGCCUGUGAAAGUUAUGAGUCUAAAAUUUUAGCUUUUUGAAGUAGCAGCCAUUUGGGGUGUUUGCUCUGUUGUAUAAAAACAAGAUAUCUUUGCUAUUUUCUUAUAUUUAGCCAUGCUAAAUUGUAUAUAAAUUUCAAGUGAGAUAAUAGGAAAUUCACUUUUAUGCAUGGUAAAAUGAUCCAGUAAAUAUUUCAUUUUGCUUAAUAAUGUUCAUAGAAUACAUUAUUUUUUUCUAUUUGUAGAAGGAUUUAAUGACAGACAAUUUUGUCUGUUCCCUGCUGAAACUGAAGAAUUCUAGUUUCACAUGAACAUUUUUUGGUCUUAUAAAGUAAAAUGCAGAUACUUGCAGCAGUAUUAAGUGGUUCAGUGGCUGCACUUUAUUAUCAAUGUGCUAAUUUUUUAUAAUGGUUGGUGUAGACCUUUUCAAAUAGUCUGAGGAUGUCAGACAAUGAAAAAUGUGCUGUAUCUGAGUAGCAUGUAAAUCAGUUGAUUGUAUCAUUUCACUGAGAACUUAUUUUAACUAUAUUUUACUUCAGAAAAACAGAUGACAAUAAAUGCUAUCUAUGUUUUGCCUGUGCAUCAGUUCCUGGGUGCUGCAGGUUUUCUUACUAUCCAUAUGAAAAUUUUGUGCAGUCUUUGUAAGCUUUCAAAAUACUAUUACCUUUGGUUUGAAGGACUUUUUAAAACUAUACCUCAGUUUGAAAACUAGUAUUCUAAUAUCUAUUAGAACAAAGGUGAGCCAGCUGUUAUACAUUUUACAAAAUAGUAGAUUUAUGUUUUGUCUUGAACUAAAGGCAUUGUUAGUUUUUAGAUAAAGGUGGUUUAGACCAGAACCUGUAUGUCCAAUAAUGCAAAAAAAAAUAUUCCAACUCUUUUAAAAAGUGUAACUUUGCAAUAUAGGUAAAUUUCUGCAAAAGUUCCUCCAGCAUUACAGUUUAAAUUUUUAGAUCCUUAAUGGUCAUCAUCUCUACUAUGGCUAUUAAUGCUUUCAACUUUAUGAUCAGCAGUAAAACAUUCAGUUUUUUCUUUCUCUUCAGAUGUUCCAUAACCAAGAUUUUAAAAUAUAAAUUUAAUAUUUAACUUUUGAAAAUGAUCUUUCAUACUUAAAGUUAAAACAUGUUUGGUGUACUUAUCUGAAAUUUAGGGCAUUUAUUUCUAGUUGACUUUGCAAAUGUCUCUUUUUAGAAAGAGCAUUUCCUCUUCUUUCUUGCACCAUCUGAAAGAAAAGGGGUGCCUCAACAUGUGACCUACAGGAACAGGAUGUUCGUGAAAAUCAUAUUCUUUAACUAGCAGUUUUACAGUAGAGUUAAAAGUUUUUAGGCUAGUAAAAUGAAUGUUUCUUGUUCACUAUGAAGAUUUGACUUUAACCUGACUUUUAUUUAGUGAAAUGUGCAGAUAUGAAGCUUAGGAAAUCAUUAUUUGUAGUUAUUUUCAGAUCACUUCAUCUCUUAUGCUUGUGCCACAUUCAAUUGCAUUUAAUUAUGCCAAGAAACAGCAUAAUUUCCAUUUCCUUUUCUUCAUUUCCACUGAAUUUAGUUACUGCAGUACAUUCUUAUGGCCGUACAAAUGGGUAUUUUUUGUUUAUUUGCAACUGACACUGCUAAAGUAGAAUUUCAACUUCUUUAAGGCAAUAUGUAAUUUAAAUACCUGAUUUAAAAACAAAACCCUAACAGAAAAGGCUUAAUUUUUCACUAGAUUUGCUCUACUCUUUGUGUGUUUAAGCACAUUUUAUCUCUGCUCCAAAAGCUUAAUGUGAAAAGCUCCUACAGGUAAAUGGACUUGUCAUAUGGUUAAACUUGUUUGAAUCUAAUCAUUAACUGUGUACUGAUACUGAUGCUGUGUUCAAAAGAAAAAAAUAGAUUUUAUUCCAUGUCAAUUUUUUACAACAAUAUGCAUCUAAAAUAAAGACUACAUAAUUAUGAAAUACA